AUGGCCGUUACUCGGUCCGACGCCUCUUCUGAUCACAGCUCAAUUUUGAUUGGCUUGGGCAGCAUAUUACUUCUAUUGCUCGCAAAACACCUAUUCUCAAGGAUUCAAGAGGAACGGAAGAUUCGAUCGCUAGGAGCUCACGCCAAAAUCAUCAAUUCGUGGGUGCCUUUCGGACUUGGGUUCAUCGCAAGAACUGUACUUGACCAACGCAAGCACGAUUUGCUUGGAGGAUGGUACAGGAUCUUUGCAGACCGUUCGUCGAUUCACCCCUUUACUCGUGAAAUAAGAACUCUGGGAAUGCGAUUAGUCUUGACUGCCGACGAGGAAAACAUCAAGGCUAUCUUGGCCACUCAGUUCAAUGACUAUGGCAAAGGUGACCAAUUCAAUGCCGAAUGGCAUGACUUCUUGGGAGACAGUAUCUUUACCACUGAUGGAGAGAGGUGGCAUGCAUCACGCCAACUCAUCCGUCCUCAAUUCAUCAAGGAUCGUGUUUCUGAUCUAGCAGUCUUCGAGAAACACUUGGAAGUCCUUCUUCCCAUGCUUGGUGGCUCCAAGAACAACCAGACAGUGGACGCAAUGGAUCUGUUCUUCAAAUUCACGUUGGAUGCUAGCACUUCUUUCUUGCUUGGUCACAGCGUCAACAGCUUGGAGAACCCUCAAGAUCGCUUCUCUGACGCCUUUGCGACGGUCCAAAACGUCCAAUCAAUCAUUGCUCGACUCGAGAAGAAGUCCAAGUCAGACGAAGGCUAUAACUUUUUGUAUGCGCUUGCUAGCUUCACGCGUGAUCGCACGGUCUUGAGAGACCAGCUGGCUGCUGUAUUGCUUGCUGGACGUGACACUACUGCAUGCACCCUAUCGUGGCUGUUCAGCGAAAUUUCUAGACGACCAGACAUUGUUUCCAAGCUGCGACGCGAGAUUGAAGAGCACGUGGGUAUGGACAACAAGCCUACCUAUACUCACCUGAAGAACAUGCGAUACCUGGCUCAUGUCGUUAACGAGACCUUGAGACUCUACCCUAUCGUACCUUUCAACGUCAGAGUAUCCUUGAAGGACACGACUCUGCCGCGUGGUGGUGGCCCAGAUGGUACUCAGCCUAUUGGUAUCCCUGACAUUCCGUUCAACGGUGGACCACGUAUCUGUAUCGGCCAGCAGUUUGCUUUGACCGAAGUUGCAUACACUGUCGUCCGUAUCCUGCAGACGUACUCACGAGUCGAAUGCAAGAUGGCCGAGCGUCCAAAGCUGAAGACAGACAUUGUGGUUCAGCCAUCAGACCCACUCCAUCUGGUCUUCCACCGAGACUAG
Molecule: messenger RNA, 1302 nt
Organism: Aureobasidium vineae
Lineage: Eukaryota; Fungi; Ascomycota; Dothideomycetes; Dothideales; Saccotheciaceae
Source: the annotation of a GenBank genome assembly